Messenger RNA from Scomber scombrus (Atlantic mackerel), 1502 nucleotides. RefSeq names its product adenine phosphoribosyltransferase (gene aprt). The record is from RefSeq and is a predicted model, not a curated record. Gene Ontology annotation, cellular component: cytoplasm. The coding region runs from base 49 to 594 and encodes 181 amino acids. Gene Ontology annotation, biological process: AMP salvage; adenine salvage. The transcript has 5 exons. NCBI's taxonomy places the organism in Eukaryota, Metazoa, Chordata, Actinopteri, Scombriformes, Scombridae. Gene Ontology annotation, molecular function: adenine binding; adenine phosphoribosyltransferase activity; AMP binding.
UAGGGCAACGACAGCAGGACUGUUCCGGUGACACUUCACACUCACACCAUGGCAUCAGACUCACAAUCUAAACUACAGCUGGUUGACAAACACAUUGGAGUGUUUCCAGACUUUCCAAAGAAAGGAAUCCUGUUCAGAGACAUCUGUCCCCUCCUGAAGGAUCCAGCAGCUCUGACAGCAUCAAUCGACCUCUUUGAAGAACAUGUGAAGAAGAAUUAUCCACAGGUUGAACUGAUAGUUGGCUUAGAUGCUCGUGGUUUCCUGUUUGGGCCUCUGCUCGCCCAGCGGCUGGGGAUUGGAUUCAUCCUGGUCAGAAAGAAAGGCAAACUGCCUGGAAGCACUGUGUCUGUGGCAUAUGAACUGGAGUAUGGCACGGCAGAGGUGGAGAUCCAGGAGGAUGCAGUGGCUCCAGGACAGAAGGUUCUGCUCAUUGAUGAUCUUCUGGCUACCGGAGGGACUCUGUUUGCAGCCUGUGAGCUGAUGAGAAAGCAGCAGGCGGAGGUUCUGGGCUGUAUGGUAGUCAUCGAACUGAAAGAACUUAACGGAAAGGACAGAUUGAAACCACACAGUGUGUUCUCCCUGGUGCGGUACUAAUGAGCACUACAGCUGUCACAAUGGAAACAAGUCUAACAUCUGUUAAUAGAUGCGUCCAAGGAAACAAAAAACCUCUUCUUUUUUUAUUUUUUUUAGGAAAUAUGUUUAUUGACAUUUCCUGUUUUUGACACGUGUACAAAUCACAUGUUGAAUCAUUUUAAUGAUUAAAUCCCCCUCCACUCACUCCCUGCUCAGCACACACUCACAGAUCUUCUACAGCAGGGGUGUCAAACUCAUUUUAGUUCAGGGGCCACAUACAGCCAUAUUUGAUCUUAAAAAAAAGAAAGAAACAAAGACAGUAAGUACAUUGAUAAGGAAAACAUACACACAGAGUAUACACAUAAAAUCACUCUUAUACCACAGUGAAUAGAAGUUGGGCUGACUCAAGUAUCCCAAUUUGUUACAUAGAUUAGAUUAUCAAAGUCAAUAAGAAAAAAGUUUGACUUUGUUGAACUUUAUUAUUAUUAUUACACCUUUUUGUUAUUUUACUCAUACUGUACAGUUAUGCAAUUGGUACUAAAAUGCAUUUUAAAUGUUCUAAUUCAUUUGUACAUCUUAGUAGUUAUUAAUAACCUGGUUGCAGCAGCUUGAGCUUUACCAAGCAUACUUUGGACCUAUGGCAAGGACACAUGUUAUAUGGACCCUGUUAAGAGUCUUAAUGUCUUUGAGUGUCUAAAAUAUUUAGUUCCGUUCAGCUAAUGCAUGCUGGGAUCAUCCAUGUGUGCCUAACAAUAGGAAGACAUGUAUAGAGGAUGGAUGGAUUGAUAUGAAAGACAUAACAUGUUUUUUCUGCAUGACCAAAUGUUUCCUUUUUUUGCACAGUUUGUCAUUGUAUUGCAUUUUGUUAUGAUGGAAAAGAUCUGAAUAUACUAAACACAUCUGAAAUAAUAUAAACACUGCUGGUUGAA